AUGUUGCAAGUUAGGAACGACUACUUCGGUUCGGAUUCGCCGCUUAGCGGUCCUUCUAGCGGCGAAGCAAGCCCCUCCACGUCGGCCAUGCUGAGUCCAGGAUCAAGCUCCGUGGCCACUUCACAGCUCUCGCUGCUCGCACUCAGCUCGGAAAGAAAUUCGCCUUCCACAUCCGCCUGCACGUCGGUCAGCGACCUGUCGUCAGAAGCUGACAAACUCUCUCUCUCGGAUCCAAAAACCGGCCGAACCACCGAAAUCGCUCAUUUCACUCAAGCUAACGUCCGCGCUAGUGCCGUCGAGGAGCCUGAAUCCACCACUGAAGACAGCGAGGCAGCAGCUGUAGAGGCAGAGAAUCGCCGAGUUGAGGAGGAGCUCGACUCUGCCCUGGCGUUCGGGACCCAAAUCGUGCAGCGGGAAGCUCGCGCGCUGGCCAUGGCAGCCAGGCGUCUCUCGAAGCAUUCUGUGCAGCAGGACGGUUUCCGUCAAGCUGUUCGUCUCGUGAUGCGUGCUACUACUGGAGAGCGAGGCGGCAAAGUCGUAUUGACCGGUGUCGGGAAGAGUGGUAUCAUCGCUAAGAAGCUUUCGGCCACUUUCCUCUCGCUGGGUACACCCUCCAUGUUUCUCCACCCUACGGAAGCAUUGCAUGGCGAUCUUGGACUACUGACGCCACACCGCGAUGUGGUCAUUGCUCUCUCUCAUUCAGGCUCAUCACCAGAGAUCUUGACGUUGGUACCGCACCUCAACGCUCGCAGAUGUCCCAUUAUCGCAUUGGUUGGCAAACGCGACAGCGCGCUCGUCAAAGCAUCGGACGCUUGGAUCGACUGCGCAACCGGCAAGGACGACCUUGAUACAGAAGACGAAGAGGAUGCAGAGCAGGCGGUGGCGUCAGACCGCAGCGGCAACGUGGAAGUUGGAAGCAAUUCUGCUGACGGUCAGCUCGCCCGUCGAAGCGCGAGCGAGCCUGCCGCUCGUGCCGCUGCUCAUCAGUCGCAAUUUAUGCCCGAGGCUCGCCGAGGUACUGUACCUCAGUGUGACUCAUGCGAUUGCGGCAAGCAGAUGUCCAGAUUAAAGGCAAGACGGAACAAGGCACCGCAACCCAACACCGACGAAGCAUGGGACGACGUUCCUGCGCCCAGCAGCAGUACUACAGUCGCUUUGGCGAUGGGCGAUGCGCUCGCCUUCUCAGUCACGCGUGCUAAAGGCUUGGGCAGAGAUAUGUUUGCUUUUAAUCACCCAGGGGGCAAGCUCGGCGCUGAUUUCCGCCUACAGGGUCAGUCAGCGCCUUUGCAGAGCUACGACCCGAAAGGUACCGAGAGUGCAGUUGCUACCCCGAUCGCAGCCUGA
Molecule: messenger RNA, 1344 nt
Organism: Mycosarcoma maydis (corn smut)
Lineage: Eukaryota; Fungi; Basidiomycota; Ustilaginomycetes; Ustilaginales
Exons: 1
Coding region: 1-1344 (447 amino acids)
Biological process (GO): carbohydrate derivative metabolic process
Molecular function (GO): carbohydrate derivative binding
Source: RefSeq, a predicted model, not a curated record